AAAUGACAACUAAUAAUUUGAUAAAGCAACAUCAGCACAGCAAUCAGGCACAAAAUCAGAAGGGCGUACAGACAGCAUCAUGCUCAAGUUAACUGCAGCGACUUUAGAUUCCAAAGAAGAGAAGUCAAUAAAACAGCUCCAGUGCCACUCUUCAAGCCCGGCAGAUUAAACAGAAGUCUUAAUUCCUGCCCCAGAAAUAUAGCUUUCUUCUUUCCUAUUUCUGGCAGGAUUGAGGCUUAGUUCUUCAUCAAUCUUCCUCAACAUGGCAAUAAAUUUCGUUGUCAUUUUUGGGUUGCUAGGUAACGUUAUGUCGGGAUUAGUCUACGUCUCUCCUGCAAAUGUGUUCGUGCGAAUUCUGAGGCGUAGAUCAACUGAGGAAUUUGAGAGUGUUCCUUAUGUUAGCAAGUUAUUGAACGCCUAUUUCUGGGUUUACUAUGGACUUAUUAAGCCAAAUAGCGUGCUGGUGGCCACGGUCAAUAUUUUUGGUGCCGUUGUGGAGAUCGUUUUUCUUACCAUAUUUCUACUUUUUGCACCACCAAGAAUGAAGGCCAGGACUGCCAUGCUUGUUGUAGCUCUUAAUGUAGCCUUUCCAGCAGCAGCAAUUUUGCUUACUCAGUUUCUGCUACAUGGAGAUCAGCGGAUCGACGCAGCAGGACUUUUGUGUUCCGUCUUCAGCAUGAUUGCAUAUGCUUCCCCUCUUUCAGCCAUGAAAACUGUGGUGGCACUAAAGAGUGUGGAGUACAUGCCUUUUCUUCUCUCAUUCAUCCUUUUCCUCAAUGGAGGGAUUUGGACACUCUAUGCCAUUCUUGCAAAAGACUUGUUUGUUGGAAUUCCAAAUGGGACUGGAUUUUUAUUUGGUACUGCUCAGCUGAUUCUCUACGCAAUAUACUGGAAACCAUCUAAGCCGCCCAAGCAAGUAUCUGAUGAUUUGGAGGAUCAACAACACAUCAGAGAAGCACUCAUCCCAGCUUCAAAACCCAUCAUUGCAGAGUGAAUGAGACAUUUACUUCAUAGAAGAAGUCAGUAUUUACUGCCAGAAGUGUUAAAUUUUCCAUGCUGCAAGCUUCUGGUGCUGCCAAGGUUUUUUUGAUGUGCAGAUUGAAGGGGUGUUCAUGCUUCCUCUUCUUUCUUCUCUUUCCUUGUUCUUACCACUUCUUUCUUCUCUUUCCUUGUCAAGUUAUUCAGGAGCGAGUCUUUUU
This is a messenger RNA of Prunus dulcis (almond), 1199 nucleotides long. Its product is annotated as bidirectional sugar transporter SWEET17-like. The transcript has 7 exons. Bases 263 to 994 code for a protein of 243 amino acids. The record is from RefSeq and is a predicted model, not a curated record. Gene Ontology annotation, cellular component: membrane. Gene Ontology annotation, biological process: carbohydrate transport. Gene Ontology annotation, molecular function: sugar transmembrane transporter activity. NCBI's taxonomy places the organism in Eukaryota, Viridiplantae, Streptophyta, Magnoliopsida, Rosales, Rosaceae.